Molecule: messenger RNA, 501 nt
Organism: Meyerozyma guilliermondii ATCC 6260
Lineage: Eukaryota; Fungi; Ascomycota; Pichiomycetes; Serinales; Debaryomycetaceae
Exons: 1
Coding region: 1-501 (166 amino acids)
Biological process (GO): mitochondrial electron transport, NADH to ubiquinone
Source: RefSeq, a predicted model, not a curated record
AUGUUCAAAAAUCAGUCGCAUCCAAUCGAAUUUGUUUCGAAUCCCACCGUAAUCACCAUGCUUGCGUCUAGAAACUAUGUACAUACGGCACUUCAGCGGUCGGGAAGAAGUUUUGUGAGGUUUUCCAGUACCGGAUUGACCAAAACUGAACUCAAAAAGAACCCAGCUGCCUCACAAGCUCCAAAUAGAGAAACUACUUGGUCGCCCUCUCAAGAAAGUCGUGCUGAUGCCAUCGCUAGAUUCCCAUUUAAGUUUGUCCAAAGAGACUUGGAGCAACAACCAAGACCCUAUGCUGCUAUAGACUUGAUUGCGAAAGAACCAGUACGUUAUUUGUCGGAAGGAAACGUCGCCGUUUGCGAUGGAAAUAGAGGACAAUUGGUCCAAGGACACCCCAAGGUUUUUAUUAAUCUUGACCGUCCAGAAGCCAGUGCUUGUGGCUACUGUGGAUUGAGAUACGCCAAGGAGGAACACAGGGAGGUGAUUGAAGCUAGUGAGAAAUAG